AUGGGCGUGUCGGCGAGGCUUGCGGUGGCCUACAUCGCCGGCGAUUUUCGGCGUCUGGUGGUGGCCGACGGGGAAAUAGCGGGUCAAUUCGUCGGACUCCGAGCUUCCCGGCAAGCGCGCGUCGGCGAGAAGAACGAGGGGAAGACGGUGGUGAUGGGUGUACCCUCGGCGAGGCACGGGGCUGCCUCUAUCGCCGGCGUGGGCUUGGCCAUUGGUGGUUGCUCCACGGGCUGCUGCUGGGCUCGGUGGUUGUCCAGGUAUUUCAAUGAGAUUAUUGAUGGCAUCAUUGAGGCAGUCCAGUAUGCAAUUACUGCUAAACAUCGCAAUGUCUCCAAAGCUGAAUUGUGUGUUACUAAUGUGUUGGAAUUCUUGAAGAAUUUGAAGUCUGAACCUAAUCUAGUCACAAGAGAAGCUACCAUCCCCAAAUGUGAUGUGAUACCUAAUAUUGUUGCCUCUCCAGACGGGAAAAUGAAAAUCAGCCCCAAACGGAAUUCUGACAUAGCUAGCAACCUUGGGUUCAUUAACCAACAUGAAUUAUUGCAAAGAGCAAGCAAUGAUGCAGUGGAUAAUAAUUUUAUCGAAGUGUUUGAGAGUCCGGAAUGUGUGAUGACAAAUAAAGCCGAGAAAAGCUCUGUUACAGCUCCUGCAAUGCCUCCUGUGUGUAAGGUUAUGUCAAGGUUUCCUCAUUCAGCUGCUAAUGAUAACAACGAUGUCCAUCAAUCUAUAUCCUUUGGAGGUUUUGUUGUGGAGAACAAUAUCACAUCUCCUAUUUCGAAGAUCAAUUUUGCUCAAUGUUUUGUUGAAAAGGAUGUCUCUGGUAUUCAAAUGUCUCGAGGAGUUACAGUAGAGAAGAAAACAUGUAGAAGCAGCACUAUUAGUGGAUCAAAAGCAGCUCCUAUCCUCGUAGCUGAGAACUCUCCGAAACCUAUUUUGAAUUCUCCAAAAGUUAAUAAUGGGUCAAAGGAUUUCCGCUUGAGACAAGUUGAGCUUGCUAGCAAAAGCGAUGAACUGUAUAACAAGUUGAAUAACAAUGCUGUUCAGAAGGAUAUACACCCGCCUGCUGGAAAAUUUCAAAUUGAUAAUAACUUGGAUCAGUAUAUAGAUCUGUCGCAGCAUGUUGCUGAAGAGAAGUUCCCGAAAGAUGAUAUCAUCAUUCUGCAGCCCAAAAACUCUUUGGAGCUCCCUUUGCUUCAGAAUCGUCGGUUUCCUAUUACAAACGAUGAUGUCAAAAACUUCUGUUCUAUUGUAGAAUUGGCAUACACAAAAGGAGUGCAAAAGUCAUGCUCUGUUAAGUUCUCUAAGGUUCAUUGUAGCUUCAUAUCACUUGGGCAAUCUUUACAGAGGGAAGGCCACAUUGACAACUUCUUGAUUCCAGUUUUUUGUCGGAAAUUGUUCGAGGAUAAUCAUCCUAGUAAAUCUGGGAGGCACCAUUUCAUCUCCUUCAUUGGUGAAAACAUUUUGGACUAUAACAAUGAAGUUCAGCUAGGAUUAAUUUCUAAAGCUUUUCUUGGUGCAGCAUCUGCAAGCAAAGGGAAGAGACUGGAGCUAUCUGACAUGCUAUUUUUCCCAAUAUGCCGCUCACGUCAUUGGUUUACCUUUUCCAUUAAUUUCAAGUUCAAGUUGUUUAUCUUUCUCGAUUCUCUUUACAACCAAGACGAUGAAUUCCAUACUUCCAUCAAAAAUGUCCUUAUUAACAACUUUGUAAAACUAUGGCAACUGAUAUUCCAAACCGAGGAGAAUAUUUUUAGGAACUUUUCAAUAAUGUAUGCCAAAGUCCCAAAGCAAGGCAACGUUGAUGACUGUGGGGUGUUUACUAUGAAAUUUAUGGAGAUUUUCAAACCCGAGGUGGACACAUGCUCAUUAUUUUGCAAGGAAGACAUUAUUCAUAUCAGAAUUCAGAUUGCCAAUCAGCUAUUUUUCUGCAAAAGGAACAAUGUAGAUAAAUCAGUGGUUCUGAACUAUAAGAUCCAGGCAUAGGUCCUUUGUGGCGUUAUUUUUUGGGAAUUAAGAAGCAGAAUACUUGUGUCAUUUUUCAAUUCUAUAAGAACUCUUGAUUAGUAUAUAUUUGUAUUGUACUUAUCAUUUCGUUUUUUAUGUAAAACAUUACUAAUCCAUAUAAGAAUA
Molecule: messenger RNA, 2124 nt
Organism: Lolium perenne
Lineage: Eukaryota; Viridiplantae; Streptophyta; Magnoliopsida; Poales; Poaceae
Source: RefSeq, a predicted model, not a curated record